AUGAAUUAUACAAGUUACAUCUUGGCUUUUCAGUUCUGCAUCAUCUUGGGUUCUUACGGCUGUUACUGCCAGGACACACUUACCAGAGAAACAGAACACCUAAAGGCAUAUUUGAAAGCAAAUACAUCAGAUGUGGCUAAUGGAGGACCCCUUUUCUUGAAUAUUUUGAGGAAUUGGAAAGAGGAGAGUGACAACAAAAUAAUUCAGAGCCAAAUUGUCUCCUUCUACUUCAAACUCUUUGACAACUUAAAAGACCAUGAGGUCAUCAAGAAGAGUAUGGAAUCCAUCAAAGAAGACAUAUUUGUGAAGUUCUUCAAUAGCAACCUCACUAAGAUGGAUGACUUCCAAAAUCUGACUCGAAUUUCGGUGGAUGAUCAACUGGUCCAGCGCAAAGCAGUAAGUGAACUCUUCAAUGUGCUGAAUUUUCUGUCUCCAAAAUCCAACCUAAAGAAGCGAAAAAGAAGUCAGACGCUGUUUCGAGGUCGGCGAGCAUCCAAAUACUGA
Messenger RNA from Lepus europaeus (European hare), 504 nucleotides. RefSeq names its product interferon gamma (gene IFNG). Gene Ontology annotation, biological process: immune response. The transcript has 4 exons. Bases 1 to 504 code for a protein of 167 amino acids. NCBI's taxonomy places the organism in Eukaryota, Metazoa, Chordata, Mammalia, Lagomorpha, Leporidae. Gene Ontology annotation, molecular function: type II interferon receptor binding. The record is from RefSeq and is a predicted model, not a curated record. Gene Ontology annotation, cellular component: extracellular region.